AUGGGAAUUCACUGCUUCAUAUUCUUUUCACCAAGUUUCAUCACCCCUUCUUGUCCAUCAGUCGAUCACCCUCACCACUCAAGAAUCAUUCAAAAAAUGAAAAGGAUAAAGACUGAUAAUGUCCUGAAGGGAAUAUACUCGGAAAAAACACCGCCACCCCACCGCACCCUACAAACACAAACCGCCAACCCAUCACCAUCAUGGAGACACUACCCUCCAUCUUCAUCAAAAUUAACGAAAAAUAAACUUUCGCUCAUCAAGAAAGUAUCGUACAUUUUUGGAAAACCUCUUAACAGCCUAAUCAAAUAA
Messenger RNA from Phytomonas sp. Hart1, 309 nucleotides. Lineage: Eukaryota; Euglenozoa; Kinetoplastea; Trypanosomatida; Trypanosomatidae. The record is from the annotation of a GenBank genome assembly.